UGAUGGAUGGAAUUGAUGACAGCCCUGACCUUCUUGCCGAUGAAUCGGGUGGCAAGCAGAGAUCAGACACCGUUGAUUUGACCGACACAUCCUUGAUAGUGGACAUUUCAGAUGCUCUCAGUGAACGAGACAAGGUUAAAUUUACUGUUCAUACAAAGACAACUCUUCAGCAAUUCCGGAAACCUGAAUUUUCUGUUGUUCGCCAGCAUGAAGAGUUUAUUUGGCUCCAUGAUCGAUACAUUGAAAAUGAAGAGUAUGCAGGUAUCAUUAUUCCACCAACACCACCAAGACCAGAUUUUGAUGCCUCGCGAGAGAAGCUGCAACGACUGGGUGAGGGUGAAGGGACCAUGACUCGAGAAGAGUUUGUCAAGAUGAAGCAAGAACUUGAGGCAGAAUAUCUUGCCACGUUCAAGAAAACUGUAGCUAUGCAUGAAGUUUUCCUGCAGAGAUUGGCUGCCCAUCCAGCUCUUCGUGUUGAUGUCAAUUUUGAAGUGUUUUUGGAGUUUGAGGGAGAUUUAUCUGUUAGAGGAAAGAACAAAAAGGAAAAACUAGGAGGAUUUUUUAAGAGUAUUACAAAAACGGCUGAUGAAGCUUUAUUGUCAUCUCAGAAGGAUGUGGAUGAAUUUUUUGAGUCGGAAAAAGUAUUUCUGAUAGAUUAUCAUGUAAAGAUUCGAGAUGCAACUCUUAAGGGAGACAGAAUGACAAAAAAUCGUAAAAGUGUAGCAGAUACGUAUAUUCAGAUUUCAUCUGGGUUAGUGCAGUUAGCAACUAUUGAAAACACAGAAUUAGACAAAGUAUUUACUAAAGUAGCAGAAGCCUUGGAAAAAGCAAGAAAAUUAGAAGGUAGAGUGGCCUCUGAUGAAGACUUGAAAAUGAGUGAUACGUUGAGAUACUACAUGCGAGAUUCAGCAGCAGCCAAAGACUUGUUGUAUCGACGGACGCGGUCCUUGGCCGAUUAUGAAAAUGCGAACAAAGCUCUUGAGAAGGCUCGAUUAAAAAACAAAGAUGUUCAGCAGGCAGAAAAAGCACAAGAAGUCAGUUGCAAAAAGUUUGAGAAGAUUUCAGAAACUGCAAAAAAAGAACUGACAGAAUUUAAAUCUAGAAGAAUAACAUAUUUCCGUAAAAAUUUGGUUGAUCUUGCGGAAUUACAGUUAAAGCAUGCAAAGGCUCAGGUUCAGCUACUGAAGAAUUGUAUAACUGCUUUGAAGGACGAGCCCUAGGUUUUUCUUUGAUUGGUGCCUUUGGUGUCUUGGAACAUGAACCACGUGAUCAACUGGUGCCUAGUGCACCUGUCCAUAAUCAACCCAUACUUGCCACUGGACAAGUGUCUGCUACCAUGUCUCUAUAUUACAUACAGGCAUUUGUUAGGCAGUAGUUAUCAAAGGCAGUGAAAGAAUGGAAUAUUAAAUUGCAGUGGUAUUAGUGAAUUUUAUGCCAUCUUGUAGAGGUUGAUGGUUAAAAGCCCAAGUUUGGUGUUUUUCUGCACAAAUUGUUGAAACAUUACUGGACAAAUUGGAUUUAAAUAAACAAUGGAUGAAGGCAAGUUCUACUGACAGGAAUCAUGUUUGAUUAUAUUCCUGUCAAGUAUUAGAAAGAAACACUUUUGGUAAAAUAAAACUGCAGUAACAUG
Gigantopelta aegis is the source of this 1630-nucleotide messenger RNA. Its product is annotated as sorting nexin-6-like. Bases 3 to 1220 code for a protein of 405 amino acids. The record is from RefSeq and is a predicted model, not a curated record. Gene Ontology annotation, molecular function: phosphatidylinositol binding. Lineage: Eukaryota; Metazoa; Mollusca; Gastropoda; Neomphalida; Peltospiridae. The transcript is spliced from 13 exons.